Molecule: messenger RNA, 2699 nt
Organism: Maylandia zebra (zebra mbuna)
Lineage: Eukaryota; Metazoa; Chordata; Actinopteri; Cichliformes; Cichlidae
Product: max-interacting protein 1
Biological process (GO): regulation of transcription by RNA polymerase II
Molecular function (GO): RNA polymerase II cis-regulatory region sequence-specific DNA binding; protein dimerization activity; DNA-binding transcription factor activity, RNA polymerase II-specific
Source: RefSeq, a predicted model, not a curated record
GCUAAGGACUGCAAUUCCAUCCAGCCUAGUUCAUUUCAGUCAUCCGCUCAGCGCACAGACGGAACAAGGAGAGCAAUUUCAGCGCUGCGUAUUUGUCAAAGCCCCCCCAAAAGCCUAAAGUUAAAAAAAAAGAAACAAAGAAAGAACAGAAAAAAUGGUAAAGUACAUGAGACAUCACAGCGAGCUGAAACCCGAAGAGGUCAUGUCGGAGUCUGAUGCGUCCAUGGACCAGCAGGAUUUCGGAGAGAUGUCCGACUAUUCUUUCAGCGACGUUAUAUACUCCAAAUGUUCCGCAAUGGACCAAAUCGGCACUUUUAUGAAGAACGUGCAAGUGCUGCUCGAUGCAGCCAAUUACAUUGAAAACAUUGAGAAGAACAACGGAAAAUGUGAGCACGGGUAUGCUUCAACAUACCCCGCAACCCAGAUUUCACUUCAACAGAAACAACGCAAAUUAAAGAACAGGAAACUGGACAAUAUUCACAAUAGGUCGGCACACAAUGAACUGGAAAAGAACAGGCGAGCACAUCUUCGUCUGUGCUUGGAGAGGUUGAAGUCCCUCAUUCCUCUGGGACCAGACUGCAGUCGGCAUACCACUCUGGGACUGCUCAACAAGGCCAAAGCACAUAUCAAGAAACUUGAAGAGAUAGACCGGAGGAGUCAGCACCAGCUGGAGACCUUAGAGAGGGAGCAAAGGCACCUGCAGAGGCAGCUAGCUCUGCUGCAGACCCACGGAGAGUGGGAGCGCGUUCGUACGGACAGCCUGGGUUCCCGCAUGGACUCUGAUCGCUCAGAGUCUGACAGAGAGGAAAUUGAAGUUGAUGUGGAAAGCACUGAGUUCUCCCAUGGAGAAAUGGACAGUGUAAGCACCAGUGGUGCAAGCGACCUGGAUGACCAUAGCAGCCGGCAGAGCUCCGCCAGUGAUGAGGGCUACUCCACUUGCAGCCUGAAACUGGCCUUUUCUGCUUAAAGCACCAGCCUAUACUUUCAUUAAGCUGCAGUCUUUUAUGGCUUUUACCUGUCAAAGUACCAGCCUACAGCUCCAGUCUCCCUUACCGUUUAGCUAAUCUGUCAUCAGAAGAACCAGCCCCUAUCCUAUCUUUACCUGACAAAUGAAACAUCUCCACCCAAGAACCAGCCUUAAGUUCAGCUCAAGUCUGAAAGUCUAAAACAGUCUCCUUCCAAAAACCAAGCGGCUCCAAUUUACACAACCACAAAUCUCCAGCAAUAUACGGUUUCCUUACUUUAAAAGAUGACUUAAUCAAUCACCCGAAUGUCCCUUUACCCAUUACCAGCUUGAAGCCGCCAUACCUGCACUUGAUAGUGAUCCUUUAGAGGACCCAUGAAUGCACCUGUGUCAAACACUAAAGGCUAAACUGUACCUUUAGUGAAGUUGAUCCUCAGAAACCAGCAAAACAGACAAAAAAUCCCAAAUACCAGCUAGAAACUCACCAUUGGGAACGUUCGCUCCAUUGCCUUGUAAAAACAAAAAAAACAUGGCCCUUUUUCUUUGGAUAAUGUAUCCAGAUAGCACUUCUUGUCAGUGUCCAAGUCAGAGGAAAGGGCUAAAAUGUCUGCAUUCCAAAAUGUUUAUCAUACUUCUAUAACCUCUGCUUUAGGACCCACCAACAUCAUCGAUCCAUGUGGCGUCCCUCUUCUUAAGUGACAUACAGUCAGAUACAGAGAGGUGGUGCAGUCCACCCUUGUUAUUCUAAUUUAUUUUGCAUAUAAUAUUUAUUUUUGGUAUAUUUAAUUGUACUGUAGCUAGGUCUUGGUCAUGCUUGAAUGGGAAAAAAAACCCUUGCUGUUAAAUUCUUUUAUUAUUUUCUGUUUCUAAAUGUUUACCAAACUUACAUGAUGUAAAAUCCCCAAUGAAGCAGUGCUAGUUUAAUGCAUUACUCGAAAUGCUUUCACACUGUGCGUGAAUUAAAUUUUUUUUAGACAGUAAUAAGCUAUCCCGCACUUGUCCAAGCACAAAGCUCAAGCAAUAAUGCCUCUAGUUUUAAUAGAUCUUCAGUGUUGGCUGGGUUUAGCACAUUAUUCUGUCCGUCCAACUCCAAAUUAUAGUUUUCCACUUGCUCCAGCGGUAGUACCAGCUAUUCAUAAUCAACAGUGAAAUGAUUGUAAUGGACUCGAAACGCUAUGGUGCAUGUGUAUUUGAAUGUAGCCUUUCUAAUCAUGUUGUAAUGUGCUUUGGAUUGAGUCUUACAACCAUGUGUGUAGCAUGAACCACAUAAACACCACAGAUUUUGGUUUGUACUUCAUUGUUUAACUUUUUUGUUUGUAUCGUAGCAGAAAAAGCUAAAAUCCUUGAAAUCUGGAGACUUGAUAAUUUGAUGUGUAUUUGACGCAAAGAAUUGCACUGCUGAGCUAUUCAAAUCCAUGAAACCAAAUGAGACCAUUUAUCUGCAUUCUUCUGAUCCAGUUUCUAAGUAGAUCACCACCAAAUUGUGUCUUAAAGUGGGUAUAUGACUCUUGCACCUGUAACCCCCAACAUGUUUGGGAAACUAUAAAAUGCACUAUGAAAAUGACUUUUGUUAAGGAAGUACGUUGAAGCACACCCCCAGAAUGUUUUUCUUGUGCUUAAUCAGCCAUCCAAGGUGACUUUUUUGCAAAACAUGUGCUGCUGGUCCCCUGCUUUGUUACAGUUCCUGAUAACUACCCUUGAAAUCUUAAUAAACCUCUACACAGAAAAACCCCAA